AUGAGCUCGAGAGACCGGGAGAGAAAAGCAAAGAAAUAUAGGAAUAUUCAAACACAAUCAAAACAAGAACGAUAUACCUCUUCUCCUGAAGACGAGGGCUACCAGCACAUGCCUUUCCUAUACAACUCGGCCGGCAAGAAAACCCGCCGCCGAUCAGGGGCCUACCCAGCCCGCCAGCAUCCUAGAGCCUGCACACUUGACUGGGCCACUGCCCUAGAGCUACUGAGUCGUCCCCAGCCACCGGACGAGAGCCCGCCAUGCAGCACAGACGCGAUGGGUUGGCGAUCCCAGAAGCCUCCAACACACGGCCACAAAUACACCAGAGAUAUAGGGGACAUGCUACAAUCUCCAACGGCCAAACGAGCACCGGCGCACCCGGAACAGGAGGAGAGUUCCACGCGCUCGCCAUCCCCGGCGGUAGCGGGGACAGAGCCAGCAACACACAUGGUACCCCCAGCAACAGCCCCUGAAGGGGACACACGGAACCUUGCCACCAGAGACGAUAUCCGCAACAUCAUGCUAGAAAUGAAGCAGAUGUACACAGCAGAGGUAAACCUGCUACACACCGAAAUGCAGGCGGUAACAGCUAGAGUGCAGGCCUCUGAGGAGGACAUUAAUGACACCAGGCUGGAGGUUCAAGGCAUCAGGGACACCAUGCUCCAGCUAUAA
Pelobates cultripes (western spadefoot toad) is the source of this 669-nucleotide messenger RNA. The record is from the annotation of a GenBank genome assembly. Lineage: Eukaryota; Metazoa; Chordata; Amphibia; Anura; Pelobatidae.